AUGGCUGUCCCAGUCUUUUGCAAUGUCUGCUUCUGUGAGCCCCGCAAGCCCACCCCGCGGAAUUGUUUAGGGCAUGUUUUUUUGAUGUAUAUUUUAAAUGUGUCUUUACCUACAGGCAAAAAAGAUGAAUGUUUGAUCUGUAGAACUCCUUGUCGUACAUUAUUCCUUUCAAAACAGACAAAUCCUGAUAUUCAGUCGCUGUUCAUGGGAAUAGACGUGUUAUGCAAGAAAUAUUCAAAAGAAAUAACACAGAUUUCAGAAUUUCAAGAAAAACAUCGUAAGCAUUUAUUAGCAUACCACAAACAAAAGACGGUAAAGUUGGAAGAAUCUCUCAAGAAAGUAACACAACAAAUGCACCAGAUACAAUGUAUGAAACCUCCUGAACAAACUACACCACUACCAUUUUCCAAUACAAGUAGAAAUCCACUUUCCAUUCCUUCAAGAAAACAGAAUGGUUAUUCUUCAUGUUCUCUUCAUCCUAGUCAUCCUUCCACUUCUGAACUAAUGGAAUCGAUGGAGAUUGAUCCUGUUCCUUCACCAAUGAGGAAACCUGAGACACCGACUGGUCCAACAAGAUUGUCAUUAAUAACUCCACCGCAAGAUGGACGUAUGGGUAGUGUAUCCUACAGAAGUUCUCAGUCAUCUGGAAUAACAUCAAGCCAAAAUAGUAGAAUAGGAUCUGCAAGAUCCACACCUAUAAGACUACCACAUAGUGGAUGUUCAAUUACAACAUCAUCUGGAUCACAGAAUAGUAGAAGGGGGUCAUGGGGUCCUUCUGAUUUUAGAACCCCUCAGUUGUACCCAUUUACAUCACCUUCCCCUCAGUCAUCUGUAACAAGACAUCCAAUAACCAUCUCUGGACUUCUGCAAAGACAACAUUUAGGAUCGACUAAUUUUGGAGGACAUUCAACAGAAAGAUAA
Molecule: messenger RNA, 921 nt
Organism: Antrostomus carolinensis (chuck-will's-widow)
Lineage: Eukaryota; Metazoa; Chordata; Aves; Caprimulgiformes; Caprimulgidae
Gene: RNF212
Product: ring finger protein 212
Exons: 13
Coding region: 1-921 (306 amino acids)
Biological process (GO): homologous chromosome pairing at meiosis; reciprocal meiotic recombination; protein sumoylation
Cellular component (GO): synaptonemal complex
Molecular function (GO): SUMO transferase activity
Source: RefSeq, a predicted model, not a curated record